Molecule: messenger RNA, 3993 nt
Organism: Triplophysa dalaica
Lineage: Eukaryota; Metazoa; Chordata; Actinopteri; Cypriniformes; Nemacheilidae
Gene: npepps
Product: aminopeptidase puromycin sensitive
Exons: 24
Coding region: 50-2833 (927 amino acids)
Biological process (GO): proteolysis; peptide catabolic process
Cellular component (GO): cytoplasm
Molecular function (GO): peptide binding; zinc ion binding; metalloaminopeptidase activity
Source: RefSeq, a predicted model, not a curated record
CGUCACCGAGAGGGGCGGGUUGCAACGAGGACCAGCUCCAACGGUUUGUAUGUUGUUUUCCAUGAGUUGUCGGGUGUCUCUGUCACUCAUACGGCUAGCCCUACCCCGCAAUCCGACUCCACUAUCGAAGCCCGUGUCUCCGACUCUCCGAACAAACAUACUCCAAGUCCGCAGUUUUAAUUCUGUUCACAGCGCAUCGACAUUAUUCAGCAUGCCCGAGCGGAGGCCCUUCGUGCGGUUGCCCACCGAAGUCUACCCAGUCAACUACGGGCUGCGCCUCAAGCCCGACCUCAUCGACUUCACCUUUGAGGGCAAACUGGAGGCAGCCGUAGAGGUUACACAAGCGACAAAUCAAAUUGUGAUGAACUGUGCCGAUAUUGACAUAAUUACUGCUUCAUUUGUGCUUGAAGGGGGAGAAGAAAUUAAUGCCACAGGAUUUAACUAUCAAAACGAGGAUGAGAAAGUGACCCUAUGUUUUCCCAGCGCUCUGCAGAAAGGAUCGGGGUCUUUGAAAAUAGACUUUGUCGGAGAGUUGAACGACAAAAUGAAAGGCUUUUACAGGAGUAAAUAUACGAUUCCUUCUGGAGAGAUUCGCUAUGCAGCUGUUACACAGUUUGAGGCUACGGAUGCACGUAGAGCUUUCCCUUGUUGGGAUGAACCAGCUAUCAAAGCCACUUUUGACAUCACCCUCAUCGUCCUUAAGGACAGAGUAGCUUUGUCAAAUAUGAAUGUUAUUGAUCGAAAGCCAUAUCCAGAGGACCCAGAUCUGGUGGAGGUGAAAUUUGCAACUACUCCCAUCAUGUCCACCUACCUGGUGGCAUUUGUCAUCGGCGAGUAUGACUUUGUGGAAAGCCAGUCGUCGGACGGCGUGACGGUCCGUGUCUAUACGCCUGUUGGAAAGGCAGAGCAGGGAAAAUUUGCACUGGAGGUUGCAACAAAGACCCUUCCGUUCUACAAAGAUUAUUUCAAUGUUCCUUAUCCGUUGCCUAAAAUUGAUCUAAUCGCUAUUGCUGAUUUUGCUGCCGGUGCCAUGGAAAACUGGGGGCUUGUAACUUACAGGGAGACAGCUCUUCUGAUUGACCCAAAGAACUCAUGCGCAUCGUCCCGCCAGUGGGUCGCCCUGGUAGUCGGCCAUGAGCUGGCACAUCAGUGGUUUGGGAAUCUGGUUACCAUGGAAUGGUGGACUCAUUUGUGGCUCAAUGAAGGCUUUGCGUCUUGGAUUGAGUACCUCUGUGUGGACCAUUGUUUCCCUGAGUACGACAUCUGGACCCAGUUUGUAUCUGCAGACUAUACCAGGGCUCUGGACCUGGAUGCGUUAGAUAACAGCCACCCCAUUGAGGUUGACGUCGGACAUCCUUCAGAAGUGGACGAGAUAUUUGAUGCCAUAUCGUACAGCAAAGGCGCCUCUGUCAUUCGCAUGCUGCAUGACUACAUCGGUGAUGAGGACGUGCAAAAAGGAAUGAAUGCUUACCUUUUGAAGUUUCAGCACAAAAAUGCAUUUACCGAGGACCUGUGGGAAUGUCUGGAGCAAGCAAGUGGAAAGCCUAUUGCAGCAGUGAUGAAUUCCUGGACCAAACAAAUGGGCUUCCCUAUUAUAGUUGUGGAUCAAGAGCAGCACGGUAGUGACCGUGUUCUUAAAAUCUCCCAGAAGAAGUUCUGUGCUAGUGGACCACACACUGGUGAUGACUGCCCCAGUUGGAUGGUUCCCAUCAGCAUCUGUACCAGUGAGGACCCAAGCUGCUCCAAGAUAAAAGUUCUGUUGGACCAGCCUGAAACCACAGUCACCAUCCCUGAUGUUUCACCUGAUCAUUGGAUUAAGAUCAAUCCAGGAACAGUAGGAUUUUACAGGAUCCAGUACAGCUCACCCAUGCUGGACAGUGUGCUGCCUGGCAUUCGAGACCUCACGCUGCUGCCUGUGGACCGUCUGGGUCUUCAAAACGACCUCUUCUCUCUGGCUCGUGCAGGUAUGAUCAGUACUGUGGAGGUGUUGAAAGUGAUGGAAGCAUUUGUGAAUGAGCCAAACUACACGGUGUGGAGUGACCUGAGCUGUAAUCUGGGUGUUCUGUCCUCUCUGCUCUCACACACUGACUUCCAUGAGGACAUCCAGGAGUUCAUCCGAGACCUCUUCACCCCUAUCGGCCUGAAGCUGGGCUGGGAUAGCAAGCCUGGAGAAGGGCACUUGGACGCCCUGUUACGAGGUCUGGUGCUGGGGAAGCUGGGUAAAGCAGGGCAUAAGGGCACUCUGGAGGAGGCCCGGAGGAGAUUUAAAGAGCAUGUGGAGGGUAAACAGAUCCUUUCUGCAGACCUCAGAAGUCCAGUGUAUUUAACAGUUCUGAAGCACGGAGACAGCACAACACUUGACACUAUGCUAAAGCUUCAUAAGCAAGCAGAUAUGCAGGAGGAGAAAAACCGCAUUGAGAGAGUGCUGGGAGCCAUCCCUGCCCCUGACCUCAUCCAGAGAGUGCUUAACUUCGCCCUGUCGGAAGAGGUUCGGCCCCAGGACACCGUGUCCGUUAUCGGUGGAGUUGCUGGAAGCAGCAAACAGGGUCGCAAAGCUGCAUGGAAAUUUGUUAGGGACAACUGGGAAGAACUUCAUAACCGCUACCAGGGCGGCUUCCUCAUAUCAAGACUCAUAAAGUUGACGGUGGAUGGAUUUGCGAUAGAUAAAAUGGCUGCUGAGGUUAAAAGCUUCUUUGAAAGUCAUCAUGCGCCGGCAGCCGAGCGUACGGUACAGCAGUGCUGCGAGAACAUUCUCCUGAACGCUGCCUGGCUCAAGAGAGAUGCAGACGACAUCCACCAAUACAUGCUGCAGCGGAAAGCACCUCCCGUCUGACCUCUGAACUCUGACUUUCCCUGACCUGCUCACUCACUCCAAAAUGAGCAUCAUCUGGCUAUCUUAAGCAAAACGGAAAUGAUUACAAAACUGCAACUCCAUCUUAAGAAUUACCCAAGAGUCAAUAAAGAGUCCAAGAAGCGAGACUGUUAAUCAGUCACGAGUGUGGAAUGGUUCCUCAUUCUGCCAGCGGGAGGUGCAAGUGCGCUCGAACAGAGCUGUGACUGAAACGUGAUUCUCUGUGUGUUGUUUUAUGAGCUGGUAAUGCAUGUACAUCAUUUCCUCAAUAUGACACCACUCUCUUACAUUGGUAUUAUGACACAAUCCUCUAUUUCCUGUUCACCAAUAGAAAAAGCAUGAUGUUGAUAUACACAGUUUUAAGUUUGUUUAUUAUUCUGUACAAAAAUGACCUCCUGUUUUAUUAGUCAUGACUAUACAUACAUUUUACCCAGAAUCCUCGGCUGUGACUGGGCAGAAUGGGGUUUAAAGGUUGGGAUGCACUGAUGACUGAAUGGACUCUAUGGUAACGGCUCCGAAUCCCAUCGUUAGUAACGGUUAGGAUAGAAGACGCAUAAGCAUGGUACUGUGUGUAUAUUGUAUACUGCAAGCAUUAGUUCUGAGACCUUCAGUAAUCUGAAAUGUGAUUUUAUAUAUAUAUAUAUAUAUAUAUAUAUAUAUAUAUACAUGCGUUUGAUCUUCGAUCUUUACCCUCAUCUCCUGUACGUCUAUACCAACUGUUCUACAGCACCCCUACAAUGGCUCAUCCCUUCAGAACUGGCAGAGAAAAUCAAUAGGGGGAAGAUAAAUUACACAAAAAUGCAUACAUGUCAUUAGCAUCUAUCAUGAUAAUACAAUGCUGUUAGAGCAACAAUGAUGUAUUUAAUUAUUUUACUUUGGCAACCACACGUGAAGAGAAUGUGGGCCUUCGUUCCGACUUUAGGAACCACAGUAUGAUGAUUCAACCUGUUAGCAAACCCUGAGGCCUUAAUGAAAAGAUUCAAUGGGCUCAUGUUGAAUGGUAGAGAGUUAAUUGUAACAUGACUUAAUGUAAGAUCAUAAUUAUCAAAUUCUGUUUCUGAAACCUUCCCUGAAAUGUGCUUUUUGUUUAAAAAUACAAUUGAUGUUCAUUAAAGAAGAGGAGAAAAGAAGAUAAAAGAUGA